AUGCGACAGAAAACAAGAAGACGGUCCAACCGUCACAAGAAAAGCCAGUACAAGAACGUUGUCACCUUCGCCGCUGGGAACGCUCGAACCUACCUCGAUAUCAAUAUCAGGGGACGUUCUCUACGCUUCCAGCUCGACACAGGCGCAGAUAUCACGUUGGUAUCACGUCAAACGUGGAAAAAGCUCGGAUCUCCACCCUUGGAACCCUGUAUCAUGCCAGUCAAAACGGCAGAUGGAUCACCGAUGAAGACUGAUGGAACAUUCUCCACAGAAUUCUUUUUCAAAGACCGGACAACAGGGAAGAACAUCCUAGGUAAUGGAACUUGUUACGUCACCGAAGGCACGAAUCUGCUAGGACUGGAGUGGUGUAUUCAACUUCGAGCGUAUAAGGAGUUGAAAGACAAAUACCACUGCCGAAUGGUGACUAAAGAAGAAGCAAACCGAGAGGAAAUCAUCGCAGACUUGAAGAAGCAAUACGCAGAAGUGUUCAACUGUGGACUUGGCAGAUGCGUCAAGACUAGGGCGAAGUUGUCGUUGAGGGGCAACGCAGUAGCUGUUUUCAAGAAAAAGCGACCAGUGCCCUAUGCCUCUGUGCCGGAUUUGGAUGCUGAAAUUGAUCGACUGGUUGCCGAAGAAGUGAUCUCGCCAGCAGAGCAUUCAGAGUGGGCCACGCCUAUCGUUGUAGUCAAGAAGAAAAGUAGGCAAAUCCGUUUGUGCUGA
Messenger RNA from Necator americanus (New World hookworm), 720 nucleotides. RefSeq lists its product as uncharacterized. The record is from RefSeq and is a predicted model, not a curated record. Gene Ontology annotation, molecular function: aspartic-type endopeptidase activity. Bases 1 to 720 code for a protein of 239 amino acids. Gene Ontology annotation, biological process: proteolysis. Lineage: Eukaryota; Metazoa; Nematoda; Chromadorea; Rhabditida; Ancylostomatidae. The transcript has a single exon.